UAGUCUUCUCCAAAAAAACAAACCCGUUCUUUCUUUCUUAUUCUUCUCCAAAUAAUCAAGAUAUUUUCCACAUAUCUUUCUUAAAAUUUUAUAAUGGCAUCUUCUUCUUCUACUAAUUUCGAUGAUGAAAUGGAUGAAAAAGCCGAUCAAAUUUUCGAUCAAGAAUUCCAAAAUCUCUUCAUUCAUCAUGAAAAUCGCCAAGAAGCAUCAAGGUCAAAAAAGAAACGAGCCUACAUUGAAAGACAACGAGAACAAGGACACAUGCAAUUAUGGAACGAUUAUUUUAGUGAAGAUGCAACAUAUCCUUCUCACCUGUUUCGACGCCGGUUUCGAAUGAACAAGCCCUUGUUCAUGCGUAUUGUUGAUCGACUCUCCGCUGAAAUCCCUUACUUUCAACAAAGAAGAGAUGCUACUGGAAGGUUCGGUCACUCUCCGUUACAAAAGGCAACGGCAGCAAUUCGUAUGAUGGCAUAUGGUUGCCCAGCUGAUGCGGUCGACGAAUACCUCCGACUUGGUGAGACCACCGCGCUUUUAUGCUUGGAAAAUUUUGUUGAAGGAAUCAUAAAUUUAUUUGGAGAUGAGUAUCUAAGAAGACCCACGCCAGAAGAUCUUCAACGACUACUCGAUAUAGGAGAGAUACGCGGAUUUCCCGGGAUGAUAGGAAGCAUUGAUUGUAUGCAUUGGGAGUGGAAGAAUUGUCCGACUGCAUGGAAAGGGCAAUAUACACGUGGAUCAGGAAAGCCAACCAUUGUUUUAGAGGCUGUAGCUUCACAAGAUCUUUGGAUAUGGCAUGCAUUUUUCGGACCUCCAGGUACUUUAAACGAUAUUAAUGUUCUUGAUCGAUCACCGGUUUUUGAUGAUAUAUUACAAGGCCGAGCUCCAAAAGUGAAUUACAUUGUCAACGGACACGAGUACCAUUUGGCUUACUAUCUCACGGAUGGUAUUUAUCCAAAAUGGGCUACUUUUGUCCAAUCAAUUCCACUUCCUCAAGGUCCGAAAGCAUCCUUAUUCGCUACACAUCAAGAAGCUGUACGUAAAGAUGUCGAGCGUGCUUUUGGGGUCUUGCAAGCUCGAUUUGCUAUAGUCAAAAAUCCAGCUCUUUUGUGGGAUAAAAUAAAAAUUGGCAAGAUCAUGAGAGCAUGUAUCAUUCUACAUAAUAUGAUUGUAGAAGACGAACGAGAUGGGUACACUCAGUUUGAUGUAUCAGUUUUCGCACCACCGGAAUCAAACCGAAGUUCCCAAGUGGAUUUCAUGUAUUUUACAGAUAUGCCUUCAAAUCUCGGAAAUAUGAUGAGCAUUCGGAAUCGAAACCCCUAA
Molecule: messenger RNA, 1317 nt
Organism: Brassica oleracea var. oleracea
Lineage: Eukaryota; Viridiplantae; Streptophyta; Magnoliopsida; Brassicales; Brassicaceae
Product: putative nuclease HARBI1
Exons: 2
Coding region: 94-1317 (407 amino acids)
Source: RefSeq, a predicted model, not a curated record